CCCGCUGUUCCAUGUGUUUAUCCCAUCUCUUUAGGACAAACUCUUCUAAAUUUUUCUUGCCCAAAAGUAUCAAUAGGACUUUUACUGUGUCAAAUAAUACCAAAUUCAAUUCAACUUUUUUUUCUUGUGCUGCUUUGAAGUAUUGUGCCAAUUCUUAUGCUUCUUUUUCGUCUCAAAAAUCAAGUGACGUAAAAAUUUUGAGCGAAGAUAUUUUAAAAGCUGCACUUCCAAAACAAUCUUCCAGUGAUGAUUCCAAUAAACAAUCCAAUGAUUCGGAAGAAAAUAAAAAGAAUGAUCCAUUCUCUAAAAGAGCAAUGAAAUAUACAUUUUUAGCAUUUGGAUCAGUGUUUACCGGCUUGCUAGGAUUAGCUAUUUACGAAUGGGGUGCUCCAAAUUUAGAUGAAAAUGGAGACAUUAUAAAAGAUGAAUUCAGUGAAAUGCCAGCUCUCAAAGCUUAUUUGUACAGAACUUACAGAGAAAUAGUAUUUUAUAAUAAGUUAAUUAAGGAACCAUCAAGGGAUAAGCUUUUGCCUGAACCUUUGACUGAACCAUAUUAUCAGCCUCCUUAUACUUUGGUUUUAGAAAUGACGGGAGUACUAGUCCAUCCGGAUUGGACGUAUCAGACAGGUUGGCGGUUUAAAAAAAGACCAGGCGUAGACUACUUUUUACAGCAUGCUGGGCCACCUCUUUUUGAAAUAGUUAUUUAUACCAGUGAACAAGGUUUUACAGCUUUUCCUAUAAUUGAUUCAUUAGACCCUAAUGGAUACAUAAUGUACAGAUUAUUCAGAGAUGCUACGAGGUACAUGAGUGGACAUCAUGUAAAAGAUUUAUCUUGUUUAAAUCGAGAUCUGUCAAGAAUCAUAUAUGUAGAUUGGAAUGAAAAAUCAUUCCAACUUCAACCCAAAAACGCUUUGAAAUUGAAGCGGUGGAAAGGAAAUGAUGAUGAUAAGACAUUAUAUGACUUGGCAAAUCUAUUGCGUGCUAUAGCCACAAGUGAAGUUGAAGAUGUACGAACUGUUCUCGAGUAUUAUAGCCAGUUCGAUGAUCCAAUUCAAGUAUUUAAAGAAAAUCAAAGGAAACUUCAGGAAGAAGAGGACAAACGAUUGCAAGAAGAAAAGGGAAAGAAAUCAAGUUUAGUUGGUGCUUUCUCUGGUAAUCUCUUAAGACGAAGAUAAAUUAUUUAAAUUUUCGGGGUCAUUUCAUUCAUUCAUUCAAGUCAUUGUAGUUUCUUGCAUCAUGUACUCACUCUCAUCGAAGAAAGUUUUUUUGUAAAGGCAACAAUGUUCAGAACUAGUGAAAUGCAGCAUAGAAAUAUAAUGUAAGGUCAAAAACUGAAAAGAUUCGAUUGCUUGAUUUAAUAGUUUUUCAUAUGACUAUGUUCACAUUAUUGAAAAAAAAAAACAGCAAUCUUUUAUAGAAUCCGUUACUGUACCUAUUUCUUGAGAGCAUGUUCUGUCACUUUUGUACUUGACGAAAACAUUUUAUUUUAAAGUCAUAAAAAUGUUUCUUUAAUAAUUAAAAUGUUUAUCUGAUUUACAAUCUAUGUUAAUACCCAGCAUACAAAAGAAAAUCAAUUUGAAUAAAAGUUUGAAUGUGUAAUCAAAAGUAUAAAUUAAGUCAAAU
Uloborus diversus is the source of this 1623-nucleotide messenger RNA. RefSeq names its product mitochondrial import inner membrane translocase subunit TIM50-like. The coding region runs from base 12 to 1175 and encodes 387 amino acids. Gene Ontology annotation, molecular function: phosphoprotein phosphatase activity. The record is from RefSeq and is a predicted model, not a curated record. The transcript has 11 exons. Lineage: Eukaryota; Metazoa; Arthropoda; Arachnida; Araneae; Uloboridae.